AGUGUGCAGUCGCAGUCUUCACCACGCUGUGAGUGCGCAGCACCUUUCACACAGAUCUCUCCUGCUUGGAUCUUAAACCCCACGUUGCAUGAACCUGCAAACCUCUGCUGCUUUUUUCCUCGCCUGUGAUCGACCCUCAGUGUUUCGCUGUGGCUGUUUUCCAGCUGAUAGUCCGACCCGCGGGAAAGCGUCGGGACCAGUGAAGAGAGAAGAAGCUGCGGGAGUGGUCUGGAAACUUUUACCAUCAUGAGCACGCGAGGGGUCGACCUUGAUACCUACAGCCUGUCGCUACUCACGGCCAAAGAGGACAUCCUCAACCCCCGGUCCUCCACUAACUGGGCGAUAUUCACAUAUGAUGGACUCACCAACAAGCUCAAACUUGCUGACUCAGGAGCAGGUGGUGUGGCAGAGCUGGCAGAGAAGUUUCACAUCUCAAAGCCUCAAUAUGGACUGUGCAAAGUGGGAAGCGGGGAGACAGGAGGCCCCCGGAUCGCUCUGAUCAGCUGGGUCGGCCAAAAUGUGGAGGAAUACCGGAAGACUGAGUGUGCCGGACACAUUUCAGCCAUCAAACACUUCUUCAAGGAAGCACAUGCGUUCAUCAGUGCAGAGAAGGUGGAAGAUGUGAGCGAGGAGAAGAUAAGAGAAGAGCUCAGCAAGAACCAGGCUCAGACUCCAGCACAGUGGGUGAGGAGGAGCUCCAGGUCUGCGGACAAGGAGGAAAUAGUGGGUACAAACUACAGAAAAACUAACGCUGCCAUGGAGAUGAGACUCAUAAACCGAGACUCCUUCUGGGCACGUGCAGAGCGCGAGGAGGAAGAGAGGAAAGACGAUGAGAAGAGGCGAGCUGGAGAAGAGAGACGCAGACUUGAAAGAGAAAGAGUCUUAAAGGAAAAGAGGGAUGCAGAAGAAAGAGACAGAAAGAUGAACGAGAAACUACAGAUGAUUGAGAAUCAGAGAAGAAAACAGGCAGAGCAAGACGAAGGGAUGCGCAGGAAAGAGAAAUCAAAAUGGGAAUAUCAGCAGAGGGAGCAUGAGGACUUUAUGAGAGCUCGUCUUAAAAGGAGUGAGUCCAUAGAGAAAGCAGCAGAGGCAGCAGCAUUAGUGUCUCAACGCCCCAUGAACCCAAGAGAGUUCUUCAGACAGCUCUCAUCUUCUUCAUCACAAAGUCCAACCAGCCCAGGAUCCUCCCGCUCAGGCAAACCACUCAGGCGAUACCAGCGCAGCCUGACAGACACAGCCUUCAUUUUCUCAAAAGCCGAGGAGAGCUCGACAUCAUCACCUUACAGCUCCCCCCUUGUCUCCCCCUUCUCCCGUACUUCUCCCUCCCCCAUCUUCCGAGCCACAUCUCCCCCUACUAGCCCAGAUUUCCGCUCUCUCAUCUCUCCAACAAGGCCAAGAGGCCCCAUGUCUCCACCCACUUCACCUUUACGCCCCGCCCCUCCGGUCUCAGCCCUGCCCAGUGUCCCACAAACUAACAACCAACCAGGUUAUGUUGUUGAGGACAAACCAAAAUCACCCACGCAACCUUCUGCACCUCCGGCCUCACCGACUCUCUUUGCUUCCUUAAACAACCCCUCUCAGCCACAUCCAGAAGCCCUGACUGCUUCGCUAAAUAACACCCAAAUCCAUCCGGAGAACUCCGUUUUCUGCUUUGAGUCUGCUGCAGCUCCAAAGGCUCCAACAUCUCCUCUUCCAGAGAGACCACAGACAAACGCGGACCUCAACACAGCCACCCAUAGGCACACUGAGCUGGUCUCAGACAUCGGCUACAAGGUACAGGCUGUACUGGUGGAAGAGGAUGAGGAGGAAGAGGAUGAGAAUGAGGAAGAAAAGGCUGAAACAGAACCAGAGCCUUUUUCUGUAACCGCGGAACUAGUCCACACUGAACCAGAGGAGCAAGAAGAGGAGGAGAAAAAGGAGGGGGAGCAGGAGAGGGACCAGGAGGAAGAGGAGGUUAGACUUCAACAAGACGCUGAGCUGGCCUCACUGGAGAUGGAGAUGGUACCAGUAGAAAUGGUGCAAGUGGAAGAGGAGGCAAUUGAUGAUGAAGAGGAAGAUGACCAAUCAGCAGACAGUAAGGCUGCUCCUGAGCCGGCUGAGCUUUUGGAGAAAGAGGAAGAGUCUGCAGUCAUAGAUGCAGAGUCCAUCUGUGAAGAACUCAAACAUGAGACAAUCGUCAAGUCAACCAAUGGGAUCACAAAUGGAGACAUGCAACAACAGAACGGCAUAGAGCGAUCUUUGAGCCAAUCAGACACUGAACUCAGCUCCCCUGAGCUCGCUGUGUGCUUCGAUGUACAUAGCACGGCAAAGGAGAAUAAUGUUGAGGAGGAUGAGGAACAUGAGAUCUCAGAAAACGGCCAAGAGGUUUUAGCCGAGCAACAAAUGUGCGUCCGAGCUCUGUAUGACUACCAAGCAGAGGAUGAAUCUGAGAUCUCCUUUGAACCUGGUGACAUCAUCAAGGACGUGGAAACGGUGGACAAAGCUUGGUGGAGGGGAUGGAGCAAAGACGGCCGUCAAGGCUUGUUUCCUGCCAAUUAUGUGGAGACCAUAUAGGCAGGCAGAGACACAAUAAGCCACCAUCAGACUAACACACACACACACACACACACACACACACACACACACACACACACACACACACACACACACACACACACACACACACACACACACACACACACACACACUCAGGGACACCAUCUCCCCUCACUUUUGUUCAUAUUUUUACCUUAAUCCUCCCACUGAAACUUUGUACUCUCUUUUCUGUGGGAAGGAAAAAAAAAAAAAAAGUGAGUCUCUGUUUUGU
Notolabrus celidotus (New Zealand spotty) is the source of this 2806-nucleotide messenger RNA. Its product is annotated as drebrin-like protein. Bases 247 to 2553 code for a protein of 768 amino acids. NCBI's taxonomy places the organism in Eukaryota, Metazoa, Chordata, Actinopteri, Labriformes, Labridae. Gene Ontology annotation, molecular function: actin filament binding. Gene Ontology annotation, cellular component: actin filament; cortical actin cytoskeleton; site of polarized growth. The record is from RefSeq and is a predicted model, not a curated record. The transcript is spliced from 16 exons. Gene Ontology annotation, biological process: positive regulation of dendritic spine morphogenesis; neuron projection morphogenesis; positive regulation of axon extension.